UUCAAGUCACGUCUCGGAGAGGGAGAGAAAUAAUGGGAAGGAGACAGGGAGAGAAGAAAAGGGAGCGGAGUCUCUACGAGGCAGCCAUUCAAGGGGAAACGGCCUUACUGAAAGAAAUACUUGGCAAAGAUCCGCUGAUUCUUCAACGAGUAAAGAUGGAUUGUUUCGUCUCCACUCCUCUCCACGUGGCCGCGUCCAAGGGGCACCUAGAAUUUGUCCGGGAGCUGUUGGAUAACAACAAGGCACUCGCCCGAGUGCUGGACAACCGGCGGUGGUCGGCCCUCCACCUGGCGGCGGCCAACGGACACGACAUGAUUGUGAAAGUUUUAGUGGAAGCUAACGCCAACAUGUGCUUGACUCCGGACGGCGACGGCAGAAAUCCUCUGCACCUGGCGGCCAUGGAGGGGCACGUCUCCGUAUUUCGCGUGUUCUUUGAGAACAAUCCCCAUUGGAUUCUUGAGGUGCUCAAAGCUAUAGAUGGCGGUGGCAACACCAUCCUUCAUCUGGCUGUCAGGAACAAGAAAUUUGAGGUCGUGAAGUUGUUGCUUGAUAAAAUAAAAGAUCGAGUGAAAGCGAUGAACAUACAAAAGACAGACAACCCCGCAAACACGAUAAACAAAUGCGGGUACACGGCUCUGGAUAUUUUGGAGGAAAUCAAAUCUUCUGAAAUACUACAUUUUCAAAAAUCGUUUCAAGAAGCUGAUGCCUUGAAAGCUGUUGCCUUGAAAGCUGUUGCCUUGAAAAUGAAAGAAGUCAAUCAGGUUGAGGAGUUGUCCAAGAAGCAGGAAGCGUUGAUGGUGGUGGCGUCGCUUAUCGCAACCAUGGCUUUCCAAUCCGGGGUGAGCCCUCCUGGUGGUGUCUGGCAGGAGAAUUCACCCCACGAUUCAAUAGACGACCAUAGAGCUGGAGAAGCUGUGAUUGCUUAUAGCCACCCAGACGCAUAUGCAGGGUUCCUUCAUGCCAACACAAUAGGAUUUGUGGCAUCAAUAAGCACAAUUCUGUUUCUAUUGACCGGAUUGCCCUUCAGGAAAAAGUUGCUUACGCACAUCAUGGUGCUGAUCAUGUGGCUCACAGUUACAUCCAUGGCAUUUACAUACGCAUUUUCAAUCGCCGUGAUCACCCCAACAAGGAGCCGGAGUCAGUUUGACUAUGCCAUUUCUAUCGGGGUGAUUGUUUGGCUUGGGGUGAUCUCUGUUCUUCUGGUAGCCAACACCAUUAACGUGCUGAAAGAGUUGUUGAAGGCAAGCUGGCAUAAAAUAAAAUCACUGAUGGAGGAGUUGCUCAUCUCACCUCCAAGUGACCAAACCCUACCAACUUCAACCCUACCAACUUCAUCUAAUGGGGAAGGCAAAAUUGGAAAAACUAGGACUUUCGGUACUAAACUUUGUAAAACUAGGACACUUUGAAAAUCUUUUCAAAACUAGGACUUUUAAAAAUUAAUUGGACAAAAAUGCCCCUACUUUAAAUUAGCUAUAAGAUCUUGUGUUCUUCUUUCACACACAUUUUCACUCACCCGGUCAAUCCCUCUUACUCGUCUUUCUUUCUCUCCAUCUAAGUGUUGUUGCUUCUUCAUCAAUCAUCUUCUUCAAUGCCAUUGUUGUUCUUCCAUUUGCAGAUCUAAUAGCUUAUGUCCAUACCAGGCAUGUAUUUAUUUUCUUAUCUUUGAAAAACUUUGGCCAAUGAAUCUUAGUAGCUUGAGUGAUUUUAGAGUAUUUUAUCCUCUUCUCUACUAUUUUUUAAAUAAAAACAUAAUGAGUUUGUAAAUAAACUUAGUCCUAGUUCUUCAU
Molecule: messenger RNA, 1787 nt
Organism: Diospyros lotus (date-plum)
Lineage: Eukaryota; Viridiplantae; Streptophyta; Magnoliopsida; Ericales; Ebenaceae
Product: ankyrin repeat-containing protein ITN1-like
Exons: 2
Coding region: 33-1406 (457 amino acids)
Cellular component (GO): plasma membrane
Molecular function (GO): protein phosphatase regulator activity; protein phosphatase 1 binding
Source: RefSeq, a predicted model, not a curated record